AUGCAAAGAGCAGUAUUCCAAGGAGUUAGAAGAGCUGUUGGAGCACGCCAAGCACCCCUUGGGUUGCGUAUGGCCCGUCCUAUUGUAUGGGGACAAAAAAGUCCCAUGAUGGUGAGAUUUUCAUCGUCCCAGGCUCCUAAACCCGAAGAGAACGAACCAAAAAAAGAAGAGGAAACUGUGGCCGAAAACGAGGAAAAUGCCGAACCUUUGUCUGAAGAACAACAGCAGAUCCAGGAAUUGCAAGGAAAGUUGACACAAAAGGACAAAGAACUUGCUGAUAUGAAAAAUCACUAUGCCAGAGCCGUGGCUGAUUUCCGCAACUUACAAGAGUCUACCAAGAAGGAGGUUCAGAAGGCAAGAGACUUUGCGUUGCAAAAGUUUGCCAAGGACUUGUUGGAGUCGUUGGACAACUUCAGCUUGGCACUCAAUGCCGUCAAGGAGGAUACAUUGGCUGCAAACAAUGAGGUGAAAAACUUGUAUGAGGGUGUAGAUAUGACCCGCAAUGUUUUCGAGAAGACAUUGGCCAAGCACGGCAUUGAGAAAAUCGACCCUAUGGGCGAGCAAUUUGACCCAAAUAUGCACGAAGCCACCUUUGAGAUUCCUCAACCCGACAAGGAACCAGGAACAGUUUUCCAUGUUCAACAGCCUGGCUACACAUUGAAUGCACGGGUGUUGAGACCAGCCAAGGUGGGAUUGGUGAAGGGAGAGUAA
Molecule: messenger RNA, 711 nt
Organism: Meyerozyma guilliermondii ATCC 6260
Lineage: Eukaryota; Fungi; Ascomycota; Pichiomycetes; Serinales; Debaryomycetaceae
Gene: MGE1
Product: Mge1p
Exons: 1
Coding region: 1-711 (236 amino acids)
Biological process (GO): protein import into mitochondrial matrix; protein folding
Cellular component (GO): PAM complex, Tim23 associated import motor
Molecular function (GO): protein-folding chaperone binding; adenyl-nucleotide exchange factor activity; protein homodimerization activity
Source: RefSeq, a predicted model, not a curated record